Myxocyprinus asiaticus (Chinese sucker) is the source of this 4859-nucleotide messenger RNA. RefSeq names its product squamous cell carcinoma antigen recognized by T-cells 3-like. The coding region runs from base 590 to 3106 and encodes 838 amino acids. The transcript has 17 exons. Gene Ontology annotation, molecular function: protein binding; RNA binding. Gene Ontology annotation, biological process: RNA processing. The record is from RefSeq and is a predicted model, not a curated record. NCBI's taxonomy places the organism in Eukaryota, Metazoa, Chordata, Actinopteri, Cypriniformes, Catostomidae.
AUUAAGAGAGAAUACUGACUUUAUCUGUUUUUCUACAUUAAAAUGGAGGCAUGAAUAAUGAAUAUGCAGUGGUUUGCUCCUUUAAGUGUAUCAGUUAACUGUAAAGUGGUUAGUCUGUUUGUACCAACUAACUAAGAAAUGUCCUGUAAUUGCUGUUUUAUUGUGAGAUGAAAUAUUUGUUUAUAAACCUGAAUCAUGAGUUGAAAAGUCUACACUUAAUGAGCACCUAUUAUGGUUUUUCAAAUAUUACCUUUCAUGUAGUGUGUUAUAUAGCUGUUUGUGAAUGUAAAAAAGUCUGCAUAGUUUCAAAAAUCAAAGUGCACGACAAAUGGAGUUAUUGACUUCCAAAAGAAAGAACUGAUUCUGAACACCUGAAACGAGUCGUUAGUAAUUCCAGACUUACUUCCUGUACUAACCUACAUAAUUUGGUAACAAAAAAUCCUGCCUCUGGUCUUCAUUGGCUGCUCAUGAACCGCUUUGACCCGCCCUCAAACACUACACUACACUACACAGCAGAAGACCAAUCACAACAGACUGGGACAUCUGACCAAUCAAAGCAGAGUAGGCUCUCUGAAAGGAGGAGUUUAGAAUGAAUCCUUUAGAACGGAUCAUUGAACGAGUUGUUUUUGACACUGGGAAAAAAAGGUGCUCUUUAAACCCAUGUGCAGGCCCAGAGAUAUGGCUGGAAUAUGUGCAGUACUCCAUCGGGGGGAUGGGAGCACAGGGAGGCAUUGACCGGGUCCGGUCCAUUUUUGAGAGGGCUCUGACGGAAGUGGGCUUACACGUGACUAAAGGGUCUUCAAUCUGGGAGGCCUACCGGGAGUUUGAGAUUGCUAUUGUCUCCACAGUGCAGCCUCCUCCAGGCAGUGUUCCGUCACAGGGGCAACAGGAGCUGUUGAACGCCCAGCUCGAGCGCAUACACACACUCUUCAGACGGCAGCUAGCUGUACCACUGAUGGAUAUGGAGGGAACAUAUGCAGAGUACUCUGAUUGGGCAGAUGAUGGUGUUCCUGAGACGGUCACACAUCAGUACAGACGUGCCCUGCAACAGAUGGAGAAAUGCAAACCUUAUGAGGAGGCUUUGAUGGUCUCUGAACCUCCAAAACUGGCCGAGUAUCAAACCUACAUAGAUUUUGAGAUAAAGGAAGGAGAUCCGGCUCGAGUCCAGAUCAUAUUCGAGCGAGCGCUGGCAGAAAACUGUCUUGUCCCAGACCUGUGGAUCAAAUACACCACAUAUCUGGACCGUCAAUUGAAGAUUAAAGAGCUAGUGUUAUCUGCUCAUGAGAGAGCCGUCAGGAACUGCCCAUGGACCAUGGACCUGUGGAAGAGCUAUCUUUUGGCUCUGGAGAGGCAUGGGGCUGAUCAUCAAACAGUAGCAGAUGUGUUUGAAAAGGCCCUGAAUGCAGGAUUCAUGCAGGCAACUGAUUAUGUAGAAAUCUGGCAAUCUUAUCUGGACUACCUGAGGAGACGUGUUGAUUUCAGCAAAGAGUGGAGCAGGGAGUUGGACGAGCUGCGGGCAGCUUUCACGCGCUCCCUUGAUUAUCUAAAACAGGAUGUGGAAGAGAGGUUCAGUGAAAGUGGAGAUCUGUCCUGCACAAUAAUGCAGAUCUGGGCAAGGAUAGAGGCCUUACACUGUAAGAACAUGCAGAAGGCCCGUGAACUUUGGGACAGCAUCAUGACAAAAGGGAAUGCUAAAUAUGCCAACAUGUGGCUGGAAUAUUACAACUUGGAAAGAUCAUAUGGAGAUGCUGCUCACUGUAGGAAGGCCCUCCACAGAGCUGUACAGUGUACAUCAGACUACCCUGAGCAUGUUUGUGAUGUCUUGCUCAACUUUGAAAGAGUAGAGGGCUGUCUGGCAGACUGGGACGCUGCAGUUCAGAAAACAGAGACCAAAUUGAACAGAGUGAAUGAACAGAGAGCAAGAUUGGCUGAAAAAGAGGCUCUCGUAGCCAGACAAGAGGAGGAGAAAGCUGAGCAGAGGAGAAAAUCCAAGUCAGAUAAAAAAGCCCAAAAGAAGAGCCAGAAAGCAAACAGAACAGGGGAGAAACGGAAAGCUGAAGACGAGUAUGAAGGGGAAUGGGGAGAGGAUGCAGAGCUCCCAUCUAAGAGGCUCAAAGGCGAGGGUGACUUUGGCAGUAUGGCUACGGAGGAGCUCAUGGAGACAGAGAGUGGGCUUUUUGGACGUCGAGCACCACCGCCACAUAAAAAUGAGCCACCUGGUUUCCGCAAGCACAAGCAGGGAGCAAAUGAUGCAGCACGUCAACCCCAGGAAAUGUCACAGGAGCAGCGUAAAGAUGAAAAUUGUGUCUUUGUCAGUAACUUGGCCUUUAACCUGGAGGAUCCUGAGGGCAAGCUGCGAAAUUUGUUUAAAAGUUGUGGGACUAUCCAACAGGUACGGCCAGUGUUCGCAGCAAAAGGUGUGUUUAGAGGUUAUUGCUACGUGCAGUUUGAGGGCCGGCUGGCUGUACCUGAAGCAUUGAAGCUGGACAGACAGGAGGUGGACGGGCGGCCUAUGUUUGUGUCACCUUGUGUGGACAAGAAUAAAAAUCCGGACUUCAAGGUUUUUAAAUACAAAACGUCAAUCGAGAAGCACAAGAUCUUUAUCUCGGGCCUGCCAUACACCUGCACUAAAGAAACGUUAGAGGAGCUCUGCAAGGAAUAUGGCACGAUCAAAGCCAUCCGACUAGUCACCAACCGUUCAGGCAAACCCAAGGGUUUGGCAUACGUGGAAUAUGAGAAUGAGACCCAGGCAUCGCAGGCUGUGCUGAAGAUGGACGGCACCAUGCUGGAGAACUUCACACUCUCUGUUGCCAUUAGCAACCCCCCGAGCAGGAAGAUGGAAGAUAAAGCAGUGCCCAGUCGAGUCCUGGGGGGAGCGAUGCCAAGGCAACCUCAGGGAGCAAGGGGAAAAGGACGCACACAGAUCUCUCUGCUGCCACGCUCUCUGUACCGGCAGAGUGCUCCAGAUGCCAAAGCGGAGAAUGGGACUGUUUCUGCACCAAACAGCACAGUGACAGAUGGAAUGUGUGAAGGACCUGGAACCACGGGCCUGCAAACCAAGUCCCUGUCCAAUGAGGACUUUGCCAGAAUGCUACUCAAAAAGUGAAACCGUAUGCAGAAUAACAUAUGAAGAAUACCUGCCUUCUGACAGAAAGCCAUGCUGUGUCCUCACGAUGUUCAGUGAACAAACAGCAUUUUAAUUUAGCCUACUUUCUAUACAUACAGAAUGUGACCACCCUCAAAACAUAAAAAAUAUUUUAACACCUCAUCCAUAGUGAUGCGAGUUGUUUUUUUUGUUUUUUUUGGUGGCGAUAAAGGGAUGGGGUUGGGGACAUAUUUCUGAUUUUGUCUGCGAGUAUUUUUUUAACAAGCUGUUAAAUGCUGUGAACCGUUUUAAAGGGUAUAUGCAAGAGCAUUUAAUAUUAAGUUAUGAUGGAUUAUAAAUAGGUUUCACUUAACAGCUUAAUUUCUCUCUUGGCCCUUUUGGGUGGCUGAUAUUUAGAUGUUCACCUGCCUUAUCAAAGGUAUAUAAAAUAAGAUCAAAAAUUUUAUUUUCAAUAAUUAUCUGGACUGCGUGUUGUAUAAAUAAUUUAUUUGCAGUUCCUCGGCCAUCAGAAACAGUCUUGCAUGUGCAGAUUUACAACAAACUUCUGUAAUAGAACAUGAAGACAAAAUGGAGUAAUAGAAGAUAUUGUCAGCAAUUACAAUCCAGCAUCUUGCCAAUAAUACAUGUGUGAUCACGAGAUUAACCUUUUGUUUAUUGUUUAUUAGACUGCAGUGCUUUAACUACACACCAUUCACUGUCCUGUUGUGGAAAUUUGUUGGUUCUAUUUACAGAGGUUAUUGAAUUUUCUCAUGCAUUUUAUGUAUUUUCUCCAAGCUCCCCCCUUGGAAUAUCAUGUUUAUUAAUUGCUGACAGCUUGUAAACCUGCCUUACCUUGUUUGCUCAAUAAUGAGCUGAAGGCUGAAGAUUGUGCUCCACAGCCAGACUGAUCAAACAGAUAAUACUGACAGUAGAGAAUCAAGAGCUUUGAGUUUCGCUGUUUGAAACCACAUGCUUAUGUAAUAUUCUGAGUUGAACUGGCUGAGUAGCACGGUUGUUGCCUUAGAACAGUGUUGGAACUGUUCCCGGAAGUUGAAGAAUCUAUGCAGCUGUAUAUCGCUAGAACCUUCCACUACAAGUUCACCUGAAUCUGUGAACCCAUCUAUAAUGUACUGUACAUACACCAUAUUUCAUAGAUCAUUCAAAAUGUCCUGGAUAUUAGUAGUAUUUACUGGCUUUGAUGGAUAUAAAGGACUGGAUUUCAUCCACUAUUAAACAAUGUGACAAUAUUUAGUCUUUUAACUUAAGUGUCUUGCACUAGAAAUUUCCCUUCUGGAUCUUUUGGUCAGUUGUUGGUUUCUUGUUUGCAUUGCCAUUCUGCAUUGAUAUUUUGUGUGUUUGUUUCUUGUUCAUACCCCUCGGUGGUUGGCUAUAGUUUUGUAUAGCGUUUGUAUAUUUUGAACAAAAAAAAAGAAAAUAGUAACUAUAUAUUUGCGUUUGAACACCACAGUGGCCUAAAGUAGUGAAGAAAAUAAAAAUGUGCUGUUGCAAUGUCUUGUUCAACAUUUCAAAAAACAAAAUAGAAAAUAUAAACAUGGUGUGCACUGUGUCUUAUUGAUUUGGUUUACUGGAUUAUAAUUUGACCUGUUCAUUUUAAUUACCAAACCAGUGUUAUUAGGCACUCUUAUAAUAAUUUUCAAUAAUGUAUCUAUUGUAUUUCCUGUGUUGCUCAGAUUACAUGUAGUCAUACUGUUUUACUUUUCCUUUCCAGGCCUAAAUGGUUAAAUUAAGCAAUUAAAUGUAUGUGGUUGUCAAA